AUGGCGACUUCUAGGGGAAGCUGUUUGAUAGUUCUCAGUUCUGCUGCUGAAGGUGUGUCUGCCACAUCUUUCAUGCAGGCCUGCACCCUCAUCAAUCAGAGUUUUGCUAUACAGCUAGCAUCUCCCGGAGGCAGACAGACAGAGUAUGUGAAUCAGGAUGACUCCAACAGACGUUGGUUCAAUGAGUUCCGCUCCAAGGCCAGCUCGACCCCAAUUGCUUUGGACACAGUUGAUGUGAAUCGAUAUUCUGCCGUGUUGAUACCACCAUGUCCAGGUGCCAUCCAUGACCUUGCUUCUAAUGCUGACCUUGGCCAAAUUCUCACCCAUUUCAUCAAAGAAAAAAAGCCCAUUUGUGCGGUGGGACUGGGUGUUGCAGGUCUGUGCUCUGCGAGGAAAGAAGAUGGGAAGUCAUGGUUGCUGGAGGAUUUCUGUCUGACAGCUCCAUCACUGUUUGAAGUUGGAUACCUUCCAGAAUUCCCAUCAAUGCCUCUUGUCCUGGAAGAUUUUAUCAAAGAUUAUGGUGGGAAAUACACAGCCUCUGAGCCUGAUGAAGUGCAUGUUGUGGUAGACAGAAACCUCAUAACUGGACAGAACAUUCACUCCACGGUGACAGCAGUGCAGAACCUCAUCUUGAUUUGUAGUCAGAAGUAG
Messenger RNA from Candidula unifasciata, 651 nucleotides. Lineage: Eukaryota; Metazoa; Mollusca; Gastropoda; Stylommatophora; Geomitridae. The record is from the annotation of a GenBank genome assembly.